Messenger RNA from Cuscuta europaea, 1813 nucleotides. Lineage: Eukaryota; Viridiplantae; Streptophyta; Magnoliopsida; Solanales; Convolvulaceae. The record is from the annotation of a GenBank genome assembly.
UGUCACAUCACUGGAUUACCCUCUGAAGGCCAAAUGCCAUCCUUACCUGAGCAAGAUGAAGGUGGGGAAGAUGAAGUUGAAGCUGAGGUUGAAGAGAAAGAACCUGGGGCGGUGGCAGAUAUGUACCUUGGUGGCUCAGUGGAUACUACCUUUGAGAAGUUCAAGGAAAUACUUCAAAAUUUGAGGCCUUCCAGACGAGGUGAUCCAAUUGAUACUGUGAAGUUAGCCUCUUUGUACUUUGUUCAGUGUGUAUUGCUAGCCAAAGACAGGACCACGAAGAUAAAUCCUGACUUCGUAAGAUUGGUCAAUGAUUUUGACAAUUCAAAGCUUAUCUGUGGGCUAAGGAGGCUUACAAGUUAUUGGUCACCCAUUUGAAGGGUUUAAUGGUUGGGCAACCGAAGAAGUUUAAAGAACGCAAAGUUCACUGUCUAUGGUGCUCCAUUAGUUCUACAGGUUUGGGCAUACAAAGCAAUACUAGAACUUGGGAAAAACUUUGCCAACAAGGUGGGUGAUACAAAGGUGCCUAUAUUACACUGGAGUGCGGAUUGAAUCUUCCGGAUGAGAAAGCUUAAAAAACCAUGUUUGCUGAUGUAUGUGUCAUUAUUUAUGGUAAUUACAUAUACCAUAUACCCUUAUUUGUAAUCUAAUGUACAUCAUUUCCUUUAUGGUACGAGGACGAAACAACUUCCAGUUCUGAUGGAGGAGAAUCUAAUGAAGGACAAGAAGACAAUGAAGAUGAGCAAUCAUGGAAGGAAGAGUUGGAAACAUUUUAGAAGUUAAAUAUCAUGGAGCGGAUGCUGGACGUGUGUAUGUGUGCUGAAAGAAUGGACACAGGCUCUCUAAAAUGAAGGACCUAAUUCUUCAGUUGAUUAGCAAAGGUAACCCAUCAGGGGGCAAAAAGGAUAAGAGGGCUGAUUCUGUACACCAUGAGGAGGAGGAAGCAAACAUUGUGGAUGAACAAGAGCCAAGCAAGGGUGAGGAGAACAUUCUGUCCGGGGAAUCAUCUACACUUGCAUGCCCCAUACAUCAUGAGCAGGUUAUUAGUGUUGAUGACAUUCUGAUGAAUGCUAUGACUGAGCAUUUGGAUGCUCUUAUGUAUCUAUUUGGAAAGGCAUGGUGGAGAAGCGUUAUGAAUUAAUGAGUCCUUACUUUGUGCAUCAACUUCUGAAGAAGGACCUGGGGAAUGACAAGAUGUGGUGUGGGUGUGUUAAAGGCAAGGACUUCACAGUUGUAGAAAAGGUUUUCACCCCCUUCAAUUGGGAUGGCAAACAUUGGGUGGUUGUAGAGACUGACCUUGUUCAUAGAUUGUUCCGAGUGUACAACUCCUUGAAGUUGAGUAGGAUGGUCUCAUCUGUGCACCAUUUGUGUGUACGAUUGCCACACCUUUGUAGGGCGAUAAAAUGUAGCCAUGCUGUUUGUGAAUCAGGAAACAUGGAACCUUGGAUAGCCGAGGCAGUGGACGAUGUACCGCAACAAGAAGGAAGUGGUGAUUGCGGUGUCAUGGUUGCGGCCUUUGUGGAGGCAUUGAUGUGCGAUGUACCCUUGAUGUGUGAUGGGAGUUUGCUGUGCGGCUGUGGCGUUUGAGGCGAAUGACACCAUAUAUUGUAUUAAAUGAAGCUUUUGUAAAUGAAGUUAUGUAAAACCAACAUUGUGCUGCCUACCUUUUUUGUCAUAACUUAUGCAACACAAACACUGUUUUGUCUGCGUCUACCUCUUUUGGCCAUAACUUAUGUUGUAUAAACACUAAUUUUGGUUAAGCGAACCAUAUAUUGGUUGUGCCUUGGUAUAUAAUUGCGACUGUCUGUGUGUCAUA